UGUCACUCUAAAUUCGAAUAAAUUAUAAGCGAUACAUGGAAAAAAUAUUAUUAAGCAUAUCGGAUAUUUUGAAUAAUACCCCUAAAAUUUCCGAUUCCAUUAUUGAAAUAUCAGAUGUAUGGUGCAAAUUAGAUGAAAUUAAGAAGGAGCUUGAAUUUAGGAAUAAAAAAUUUAAGCCUAAGAGAAAUAUCACCUUAAAACAGAAUGCAACUUCUCAAAAAUUUAAAACAAUUGAAAAUAAAACUGUCUUGAUUAAUCCAUCAUCUUCAUCAACACGAAGAUUGUUUCAAAAAUUUAAUAUUGCCCCUUAUAUUCAAAAAAAACGUCCGAUAUGUGAACAAUCAUUUGUGGAUAAAGAUUUGCUAAAAUAUUUAUUAUCAUCUACCAACUCUUCUUCAUUAUCACCCUCAUCUUAUGCUCAUAAAGAUAUAUUGCCACUAUCGAAGGAAUUACACUCUUCAAUCACUAGAAGCGUUGAAUCUGACCAUUCAAGCAAUAAACUAGAGGCCAUACAUGAGAAAUCGUCGAUAGACCUCGUUUUAAAAAAAAAAUUAUUUCAAAAAUGGUUAUCUGACUUGAAUAGAUCUAAAAGUGCUGAGGCUGAGAGCAUGAAAUCUAGUUUAAAAGACGCCUCUUUUUUAAGUCUAGAAACAGGUUUCUUACCAGAAGAAACUUUAGACACUCGAAAAAAUGAGGAACGCUCAAAAAACAAAACUGUUAGGAAACCUCGUGAAGUCUUUCCCAGCAGCAGUGAAUCAGAUUCUCUUUAUUCCUUUAUAGUUAAUAAAAAAUUGAAGUUAACAGACGUAAAAGGGGCUUCUUUGCUAAACUUUAAUGAAAAUCUUGACAGUUUAUCAUCCGUUAGUGGUUUAGCGAAAGAUGAUCGACACCAGGGUGGAUUAAACCUUAAGCCCUCUCAUUUUGUCGUCGACGCCAAAUACAUACAAACCAAUAAUCAAAAUAAUAUCAACAGACCAUCAUCAUCAUCGUCAUCUACUAGUUCCAAAUCUAAAACCUUGACGAAUAAGGAAUCAAAAAUGCCACAUCUGUCAAAGCAAAAAAAAUGGAUAAAUACAACUAGACUUAUAGAAUCUCGAAAAAUUAUUGAUAACGAUAAAAUAGCUAAGCCAAAAAUAAAUGAAUGCCUCUCUCAAAUCUCUUCAGAAACUUCCCCGUCAGAGACCGAUGUAACUUCUUCCUUUUUGGAUCAACUCACCAUAUUACCAAAUAUCGAUUCUUCGUCUGAUAUUCUCAAGCAUUACAUAUCCAAAAAUAUAAACCUUAGAUCUUACAGUCUUAGGGAUGAUUCGUUGAUAGACUCAACUGAGGAGAUGUCGAGUGCGACUUCAGAAGAUUCGAAUAAUAAAUGAUUUUCUAAACGUAGGGUCACCAAAAUGCCACUCAAUUUAACGUACAACGUGUUGAGCUAGCAGAUCCGAUCAUUGUUAUACGGCUUAAAUCUUGCUCGAUUAGCUCAAAAUAAAAUUAAUACGUCUUAUCUCAAUCAAUGAUUAUUAAUAUUUAUAUUUUUAAAAGAGACCUAUUAUAAUUAUUGUUCAUAUUAAAUGAUUUUUAAAUUUAUAAAUAUAUUUUUAAAUUUAAGCAAUGAUCUAUAUCUAUUUAUUCGAAUUAUACCAUUUAUUUA
Messenger RNA from Gordionus sp. m RMFG-2023, 1645 nucleotides. Its product is annotated as striatin homolog. NCBI's taxonomy places the organism in Eukaryota, Metazoa, Nematomorpha, Gordioida, Chordodea, Parachordodidae. The coding region runs from base 36 to 1370 and encodes 444 amino acids. The record is from RefSeq and is a predicted model, not a curated record. The transcript is spliced from 4 exons.